Glarea lozoyensis ATCC 20868 is the source of this 1029-nucleotide messenger RNA. Its product is annotated as Cellulose-binding protein. Lineage: Eukaryota; Fungi; Ascomycota; Leotiomycetes; Helotiales; Helotiaceae. Gene Ontology annotation, molecular function: cellulose binding. The transcript is spliced from 3 exons. Gene Ontology annotation, biological process: carbohydrate metabolic process. The record is from RefSeq and is a predicted model, not a curated record. Gene Ontology annotation, cellular component: extracellular region. Bases 1 to 1029 code for a protein of 342 amino acids.
AUGCGUUUCUCACCACUUCUAUUUGCGACUGCCGCUCGCGCAGCGAUUCUCUGGGAUGGACGUUUCAAUGAGAUGUCCAGCUCUUCAGACCUUAAUACCUGGUCGUGGAGCAACCAAGUCGGGCCUUACCAAUACUACAUUCACGGUUCCGGCACCGUAAACAAAUACAUCAAUCUCUCCCCAGACUACAAGAACCCUGCAGACGGAGGAAGCAAACAAGGUGCCAAGUUCACCCUCGACAGCACGGCAUUCUGGAACGGCCAGACUAUGAGACGUACGGAACUCAUCCCCCAAACCAAGGCGGCGAUUGCAUCCGGCAAAGUCUGGUAUCACUUUUCGAUCAAGAGAAGCGGCACCAAUGCUCCAAGCAUCUACCGCGAACAUCAAAUCUGCUUCUUUGAAUCUCACUUCACUGAAUUGAAAAGCGGAUGGAUUUCUGGAGCCAGCGGAAACAGCGAUACCAGACUCCAAUGGUUCGUCGGAGGAAAGAGCCAAUGGAGUGUAGAAUGGGCCCCAGACGUCUGGCACAACGUCGCCUACGAAAUCGAUUUCUCCGCAAACAAAGUAUCCUUCCACCACUCCACCGGCGCCGACCCCCUCAAACUAACCGCCGGCCCCGUCUCCGCAUCCACCUCCUCCAACGGCGCAGACUGGCAUCUCGGCGUCCUCGAACUGCCCGUCUCCGGCCGCUCUGACAGCAACGAAGAUUUCUAUUUCUCGGGCACUUAUAUCGAGAGCGGGAGCCUGACUACCUCGGUUGCGGGCCCGGGCGGCGUGGUUGCGAAUCCGGGGAGCUCGACGUUGGUUACUAGUACCACGAAGGUUGCGAGUUCGACGACGAAGGUCGUGAGUAGUACGAGUAAAGUCACGACGCCUACGGCUGAGCCGGAACCACAGCCUGAGCCGGAGCCAGUGGGGACGCUGCAGAAAUGGAGUCAGUGUGGGGGCCAGGGGUGGACGGGGAGUGGGUAUUGUGUUGAGGGGACGAAGUGUGUUGCUUCUGGGGACUUUUACUCGCAGUGUUUGUAG